Molecule: messenger RNA, 3645 nt
Organism: Phycodurus eques (leafy seadragon)
Lineage: Eukaryota; Metazoa; Chordata; Actinopteri; Syngnathiformes; Syngnathidae
Gene: spon1a
Product: spondin 1a
Exons: 16
Coding region: 322-2748 (808 amino acids)
Biological process (GO): cell adhesion
Cellular component (GO): extracellular matrix
Source: RefSeq, a predicted model, not a curated record
CUUUGCUGACUGGUUGUUCAACAGGACGAGCUGCGGCCGUGAAAACAGCCGCGCAACACUCAUUGCACGCUCGGCCAUUUCCACGGACGCCGCUUAUCCUCUUCCCCCUCUCGUCAGACGUCUCCAGUGUGAACGUCUCCCUCGGAGAGUGCACAUCGUCGUACCCCAUCCGGUCCUCGCCUUCUGCCGCACACCAAGCAUGGAUCCAGCCGCCUAGCAGACAGCACUUUGUUCACAUUUUGGAGUAAAAAAAAAAAGGUCUCUGUCGGAAGUUUGUUUCCCCACUCCCUUCUUCCCUCCCGAGUUCUCCAAAGGUUUAGGAUGGCAUCGCGCAGACUGCACCCACGCGUCGCGCUCCUGCUGUGGCUGAUCUCCACGGCGGCGUGCAACACGUUCAUGUCCACCGAGGAGCCCUCUGACACAGGCGCUAAGUCGGACGGCUACUGCAGCCGCAUCCUGCGGGCUCAGAGCGCCCGGAGGGACGCCAACAGCGAGUUCAGGCUUCGCGUGGAAGGGGAUCCCGAGAGCUACCAGCCAGGGAGCACCUACAGAGUGACUCUGUUUGCGACCAACCCCUCCUACUUCAGAGGCUUCACCCUCAUCGCCCUGAAGGAGGGCACAGCGGGAGACAAGGAGAAGGACUACAUUGGAAAUUUCCAGAUAAUCGAUGAUGAGGAAACACAGUUUAUGAUCAACUGCCCGCCUGCAGUGACAGAGGGGACACCUCGCCGACGCACCAGCAUCCAGGUGUUCUGGACCGCGCCCCCUAGCGGCUCUGGCUGUGUAUUCCUCAAGGCAAGCAUUGUGCAGAAGAGGAUCAUCUAUUUCCAGGAUGAAGGCUCACUCACUAAGAAGAUGUGUGAGAAAGAAUUCCUGUAUGGUGAUGCUACAGAUAAACCCCUGCUUGACUGCUGUGCCUGUGGAACGGCCAAGUACAGAGUCACCUUCUAUGGGAACUGGUCAGAGAAGAUUCAUCCCAAAGACUACCCACGUCGUGCCAAUCACUGGUCAGCCAUCAUCGGUGCAUCCCACUCGAGGAACUAUGUGCUGUGGGAAUAUGGAGGCUUGGCCAGUGACGGCGUCAGACAGGUAGCUGAACUGGGAUCCCCAGUCAAAAUGGAGGAGGAGAUCAGACUAAAGGGUGAUGAUGUCCUGACGGUCAUCAAGAUGAAGGCGCAGUGGCCGGCUUGGCAGCCACUUAACGUGCGGGCUGCACCGUCAGCGGAGUUCUCGGUUGACCGAACCCGUCACCUCAUGUCCUUCCUCACCAUGUUGGGGCCCAGUCCCGACUGGAACGUGGGUCUGUCUGCAGAAGACUUGUGUACCAAAGAGUGUGGAUGGGCUCAAAAAGUAGUCCAGGAUCUCAUCCCUUGGGAUGCAGGCACUGACAGUGGGGUGUCAUAUGAGUCCCCCAACAAGCCAACUGUGCCUGAAGAUAAGAUCCGUCCGCUAACCAGUCUGGACCACCCUCAGAGCCCUUUCUAUGACCCCGAAGGAGGAGCCAUCAGUCCUGUGGCUAGGGUCUUAGUGGAACGUAUUGCCAGAAAGGGGGAGCAGUGUAACGUUGUGCCAGAUAAUGUGGAUGACAUCGUGGCAGAUAUUGCACAGGAGGAGAAAGAGGAAGCAGAUGACACCCCCGAGACAUGUAUCUACUCCAACUGGUCUCCGUGGUCAGCCUGCAGCUCGGCUACUUGUGAAAAGGGCAAGCGGAUGAGGCAGAGGAUGCUCAAGGCCCAGUUGGAUCUCAGUGUUCCUUGUCCACACACCCAGGAUUUUGAGCCUUGCAUGGGGCCGGGAUGCAGUGAUGAGGAUGCAUCCACUUGUAUGAUGUCAGAGUGGAUCACCUGGUCUCCAUGCAGUGUGUCAUGUGGGCAGGGAAGACGUUCCCGGGAACGUUACGUUAAGCAAUUCCCAGACGACGGCUCAGUAUGCACCCUGCCCACGGAGGAGACCGAAGAUUGUGUUGUCAACGAGGAAUGCUCUCCCAGCAGCUGUCUGGUCACUGAAUGGGGGGAAUGGGAUGCCUGCAGCGCCACUUGUGGUCUGGGCAUGAAGAGAAGGGAGCGCAUGGUGAAGAUGCCUCCUGCAGAUGGUUCCAUUUGUGGAGCUGAGGUUCUGGAAGUGGAGAAGUGCAUGAUGCCAGAAUGUCAUACAAUCCCGUGCAUGCUGACUAUGUGGUCUGACUGGAGCGACUGCAGCGUCACGUGUGGGAAGGGUCUAAGAACACGCCAGCGUAUGCUCAAGUCGCCCGUUGAGCUUGGAGACUGCACCGAAGAGUUGGACCAGGUGGAGAAGUGCAUGCUACCGGAAUGUCCUAUAGACUGCGUCAUGUCCGAGUGGAGCGAGUGGGUCGAGUGUAAUAAGUCCUGUGGGAAAGGUCACACAAUCAGGAUGCGCACAGUGAAUUUGGAACCUCAGUUUGGAGGGGACCACUGUCCUGAAAGCAUCCAGAGGAAGAAGUGUAAGGUCCGGAAGUGCACCAGAGGAGGACAGGGCAACAGUGACGAAAAGAAACGACGCAAGGAGCAGCGAGAAAAAAGGAGGAGCAGACAAGGCAGGACUGACGUCAUCUCUGAGCAUCCAGGAUGUAAAAUGAGGCCAUGGUCAAGUUGGACAGAAUGUACCAAAGUGUGUGGCGGAGGUAUUCAAGAACGGCUCAUGACUGUGAAGCAAAGGUUCAAGUCUGCACAAUUGUCCAGCUGCAAGGACAGGAAGGAGAUCCGAGCUUGCAACGUGCACCCCUGCUAGGGGGGAUACAUGGGACGGCAUUGGGGGGCUGAGAACAAGACCAGGAAUUCUAUGUUGUCACACAAUGGUCAAGCGCACUCUAUUUAGGGCUCUGAUGGCACAGACAGUACACCAUACAUCUGCUAGAAAUAAAAGUCAAAUUCCGUUCACUUUUGAUGUUUUUGACAGGGGGCAAUGAGCAGUGGGGAUGGUCAGAUUUGAAGUUGGGUGGUUUACAGUUCUAAUAAUGCCCUCUGCUGCCCUUUCCACUUUCCUAAGGACUUUUUUUCUGAGGCAAUACAACACUGGCAAUGCAACCAAAUUUGUUAUUGUUUGGUUUUUGUUUUCAUUCUGUUGGAGCCAAACAGGUUUACGGAGGCUUCAGUGUUUUACUCUUGGUUUUCAAGUUAUCAUCAGGUGACAAACAUGAAGAUCUGCCACUUAAACCAGACACAUUUUUCUGUGUAGUAGCUCUGAUACACUUUUGCAAGAUUACUGUCAAUGUGGUACAAUAUAUCUUGGAACCAUGCAGAAUUGAUUUAAUAAAUAAAUACCCAUUAUAUCUUGUGGUAUACUUAGUAUUUCACGAUAGAAAUUUAAAGCACAGGUGCCCAGUCAUUCCAGUGUUUUUUUUCCACUGCUUUGUGUUGUUGUUUUAGGGCCACACAAUGAUGAUGAUUUUUUCUUUUUUUUUUUUAACCCAGCAAUGAUCUUCAGUAGAUAGAUACAUCACAUUUGAAAUGGAUAUAAUUGAACAUUCUUAAAUAUUUAGAUUGUUUUCCAACUGUGGAUCUUUUUAAAAGAAUGUCUUGAGAUUCUUACCAAAGUCUUGUGUAGAUGUUUUUAGGAUGUUUUCCUCUUCUUCCCCCUUAACAUGUUAAUAUUUUGGAAUAACAUUACCUUUACAAUAAAAGUAAA